UAGUCCUCCACUCUGAUGCUGUGAUUCUUCACGUCAAUUAACUAACGAAAUCACUCGUUCCCACGAUACACCAUGCCAACCACCACAAACUUGACCCAGGCGAGCAUGGAAGAGAUGCAACACUUCUUGAACUCGUUCGACGUCGUCUUGUCUGAUUGUGACGGUGUGAUCUGGUAUCAGGGAAAGCCAAUUCCUGGCGCAAUGGCGAUGAUCAGAAGGCUUCAGGAGUUACAGAAAAGAUUAUACCUGGUGACGAAUAAUAGCACCAUCAGCACGGAUCGAUACUGCGAGAAACUGCGGCUGAAUGGCUUGGACGUGGAGCCGGAACAAAUAAUAACCACCGCGAAAGCGAUCAGCUGGUACCUGAAGAAGAUCAAUUUCACGGACGAAGCAUUCGUGGUCGCCUCGCCGCCUUUUCGGCAAACCUUAAUCGACAGCGGAAUUAAAUUAACACCGGGUAACCUUAACGUCGUAGAAGGAGACGCGUUGGCUACUAUAAAGGCUGUUCAGGAUCGACCGUCGGUGAAAGCAGUGAUCGUUGAUUUCUGUGUUCAUUUCGACUGGGGAAAAUUAGCGUUCGCGAUCAACUGCUUAAAAAGGAAGGACGUUCUUUACAUCAGUGGCGCCCAAGACGAGUGGGUCAUCUGUGGUCUCGAUAACAAGGUUUUAGGUCCAGGUCCCUUAAUUAACAUAAUCACCAAAUACAGUGGAAGAGCUCCAACAGAAUGCGCAAAACCCAGCGAAGUUUUACGAGAUUACAUUCUAAAUGAGUGUGACGUAAAGGAUCGGAAAAGAUGUUUAUUCAUUGGCGACACAAUGAAUUACGACAUGAAAUUUGGCACGAUGUGCGGAUUUCGUAAGCUGUUCGUCGGGACUGGUGUGGAUAACGUGGAGGACGCGGAGCAAACAGAAGAAACGCGUCCGGAUUUCUACAUUCCCAGUUUGGGGUUGUUGCACCCUAUUAUCGAUUUGUUGCACAACGAUUCUGAGGAGGAUGGUCAUUGA
This is a messenger RNA of Habropoda laboriosa, 1005 nucleotides long. Its product is annotated as glycerol-3-phosphate phosphatase-like. The transcript has 6 exons. Gene Ontology annotation, molecular function: phosphatase activity. Bases 73 to 1005 code for a protein of 310 amino acids. Gene Ontology annotation, cellular component: cytoplasm. The record is from RefSeq and is a predicted model, not a curated record. Lineage: Eukaryota; Metazoa; Arthropoda; Insecta; Hymenoptera; Apidae.